Hippopotamus amphibius kiboko is the source of this 751-nucleotide messenger RNA. RefSeq names its product lithostathine-like. The coding region runs from base 127 to 654 and encodes 175 amino acids. Gene Ontology annotation, molecular function: peptidoglycan binding; signaling receptor activity; oligosaccharide binding. NCBI's taxonomy places the organism in Eukaryota, Metazoa, Chordata, Mammalia, Artiodactyla, Hippopotamidae. Gene Ontology annotation, biological process: antimicrobial humoral immune response mediated by antimicrobial peptide; response to peptide hormone; positive regulation of cell population proliferation. The transcript is spliced from 6 exons. The record is from RefSeq and is a predicted model, not a curated record.
CAGAUCCCUGCAAGACAGGGGACCAGACAGAGGAAAAAACAAGAGGUAUAACAGGGGCUUUCCCAUGCCCUCUCUCUGACCCCACUUCCUUUAGUUCUCUGGCUGCCUCUGCACAUCACAGACGAAAUGUUGCCUUGCAUGGGCCUCCCCAGCCUGUCCUGGAUGCUGAUCUCCUGCCUGAUACUCCUGGCUCAGGUCCAAGGGGAAGAUCCCCAGAAGGAACUGCCCUCUGAACGGAUCAGCUGCCCCAAAGGCUCCAUGUCCUAUGCGUCCUACUGCUACGCCUUGUUCACAACACCUAAAACCUGGAUGGAUGCAGAUAUGGCCUGCCAGAAGAGGUCCUCAGGACACCUUGUGUCUGUGCUCAGUGGGGCUGAGGGCUCCUUCGUGGCCUCCCUGGUCAAGAACAAUUUGAAGACCACCUCAGAUGUUUGGAUUGGGCUCUAUGACCCCACAGAGGGUUCUGAGCCCAAUGCCAGUGGAUGGGAGUGGAGUAGCACUGAUGUGCUCAAUUACGUUGCCUGGGAGACAAAUCCUUCCAUCCUCUCAAACCCUGGCUACUGUGGGAGCCUGUCAAGAAGCUCAGGAUAUCUGAAAUGGAAAGAUUAUAACUGUUAUGUGAGCUUACCCUAUGUCUGCAAGUUCAAGGAUUAGGUCAGAUGGGAAGUCAGCAGCCUAAGUCUGGUGUGCAGCUCAUCAUGGACUUGGAACCAAGUGUGAAGACCCAUCCCCGAAUUGGAUAUUCUCCCCA